UUUAUAUUUGACAGGAACACAGAAUAUUCACAAAGACAGUAGAGCAAGCGAGUUUGAGGAAGUCAGAUUUCCUACCUCUGUUUUCUUGUAUCUGCUAUAUCGGAUGUCUCAGUCAUAUGUUUCAGCUUCUGAAAAUGAACACCUUUCAGGAGUCCUGUUGCUCCAUUUUUGGCAUUCUCUUGUUUUUCCUUCUUCAGGGGUCAUGUGUGAUUGUACAUAAAGCUGUUGGGAGCUCUCUGCGUCUAAUGCAUGAUAUUCCAAAAGAAAACCUUAGUCUGGUACAAUGGAAAUUAAAUGAGACAAUGUUUGCAGAGUAUGAUGGAACUAAGUUUAAUGACGUAAAACAAAACAUUUUUGCUGGAAGGUUAAGGAUGAACCUAAGUAUGAGUCAUAUUAGUGUAACAGUAGAAGAACUUCAUUUCCAGGAUUCUGGAAGGUUCUCCAUUGUUGCAGAAGGACCCCAGUCUAAGCAAUAUAAAACACAAGACAUUGAGUUGCAUGUGCAAGAUCCCAUCAGAGAUGUACAGAUUAAGUCCAAUUUUACCUGGCAGGAGUCAAAAAACACAUGCACAUUUCAUCUUCAUUGUCUAGUCUCUGGCGAUCUGAAGCCGUCCUACAACUGGAGUGGCUAUGAGGUUGGGAGUGAACAACAUCUACAUUUCAAUCUCCAUCCAUCAAUGAGCGUCACACUCAAUUGCACAGCCAGUAACCGUGUCAGCAUUAAGUCUUCUACCUUGACCGUGAAGUGCAGUGAGGAGUCUAUAUCAAGUUUUCUUCAGUACAAGUACUUGCUGAUUGCGGUAGGAACUGGAAUUAUGGGAAUUCUCAUGCUGAGUGGAAUCAUAGCAGCAUGCUGCAGAUGGAGGACCAAUAAAGAAAAAGGAGAGAGUGAGGCAGAGAUAACAGUGUACGAAGACGUGAACUCUGGUGGCACAGCAAGGACAACGAAACGAACAGAAAGUGUUGUGAAUGGGAUGUCUAUUUAUGAAACCGUGGAUGAAACAAGAAUCAUGUCAAACAUGCCUCAAACCCUUUAUGACAAAAUCAACUAUCAACGUCACCCUGCUGAUGGCCCAAGCACUUCCUCUCCCAACCAGGAAGUCUUUGAGUAAGGCAUAGAUGGACUGUUUAUGCUUCAUUUCGAGCUUACACCUCUGGAUCUGUUUAAUCAUCUUAACAUAUGUAUUAUAGUCUGAAUCUGGUGACUUUUGAACUCUGUGAUUGAACCCCUGCAUUAAAUUAAUGUUUCAUUAAAUGUAACAUUGAAACACUUUUUGCACGCACUAGCUAUAACUUUCAAGUUCAAGUUGCAGUUCACCCUAAAGAUGCAACUGCCCAAGUUUAGCAAUAAACCAAUCUCAGUAUAAUAGUGUGAAUACAUAUUCAGAGUGACUAUAUUUUCUUUUGGAAAAAAUACUUGAAAAGAGAAGCCAUUCACUCACACCCUGCAAUUAACUUUUGUAUGAUUAGUAAAUCAUACAUCAUUAGUAAAUGCCUUGAAUUGCUUUGAACUGUAAUAACCUGUUCACAAUUGAGAGAAUAAAUAUAUCUUGGCUUUGCAUGUAUUUAUGGUACUUAAACCCUGAACAUGUUUAUCAUUGAAUGGAUGAAAAAUAAAUGUUUACUAAUGGCAUAUUGUAACUCAUCCAAACAGCCACUCUGGUGACAACGGAACAGUCAUUGACGUUACACCCCUUGAAUUGGGUAUGGUAUUGCACAGCAAGUCAAAUUCUGGCAACAUUU
Molecule: messenger RNA, 1743 nt
Organism: Xyrauchen texanus (razorback sucker)
Lineage: Eukaryota; Metazoa; Chordata; Actinopteri; Cypriniformes; Catostomidae
Product: T-cell surface antigen CD2-like
Exons: 7
Coding region: 117-1112 (331 amino acids)
Source: RefSeq, a predicted model, not a curated record